CAUCAAACCGGCAAUUAUCAAAACAAAAUUUAGAAAAAUACAUUUUUUAGUCUUUUGUGUCUUUCAAAACUUAUUUAAACUCAAGUUUUCGAUCAAAAACCUUCAACUAAACUUUUUUAACUAAAAUUUGAUAAAAAUCAAAAAUGAUCGCCUCAACAAAACUCUUACAUAAAACAAUUCUAAAUCGUGGAAUUUUGUUGUCUCGUCACAUUGGAAGCAUUUCUACGGGAAUUUUAGCACUACAGGGCAACGACGUUCAUACGACGCAAAAUUGGAAUAGAUUAGUUGUCAGUCCAACUGCGAACGUAAACAAAGUCAGCGGUGCGCUUUUCAUUUCGUACUUUUCAACGAAUAUGGCAGUAAAUCCAAUUGCAACUUAUGAAGAGGUCAAAGACCUUCCGAAUCAUCCUGAGAAACUUUUGAUCGAUGUUCGCGAACCCUCUGAACUUCAACAAACCGGAGUUAUUCCGACUUCGAUAAAUAUUCCUCUGGGCGAUGUUGCGACGGCAUUUUCAAAUAGCACGUCACCGAGUGAGUUUAAAGAGUUGUAUGGGAGACCAAAGCCUGAACAAGGCGAUUAUUUGAUCCUCAGUUGCAGGAGUGGGCGAAGGAGUCAAUUGGCGAUUGAUAUUUUAGAGCAAUUGGGAUACACAAAUGCUCGCAACUACAAAGGAAGCUGGACCGAAUGGGCUCAAAAAGAAGGAUUACCUUAUUAGUCUAAUCAUCACGAAGCAGCAUCCAACACCCGUUAACGACGUCAUCUUUGCUCGAUUUCUGGUUUUGAAUAAUUCAUCGAAAUUUUUUACCAAAUAAAAAAAUAAAGUUCAUUCAUAAUUUUUUGUUUUUUAUUGAACUCGUUUGAUAAAAAUGCAAA
This is a messenger RNA of Culicoides brevitarsis, 874 nucleotides long. RefSeq names its product rhodanese domain-containing protein CG4456. The transcript has 4 exons. NCBI's taxonomy places the organism in Eukaryota, Metazoa, Arthropoda, Insecta, Diptera, Ceratopogonidae. The coding region runs from base 144 to 716 and encodes 190 amino acids. The record is from RefSeq and is a predicted model, not a curated record.